This is a messenger RNA of Phymastichus coffea, 2076 nucleotides long. It is a transcript of the gene Gyg, whose product is annotated as glycogenin-1. Gene Ontology annotation, molecular function: glycosyltransferase activity. Gene Ontology annotation, cellular component: cytoplasm. NCBI's taxonomy places the organism in Eukaryota, Metazoa, Arthropoda, Insecta, Hymenoptera, Eulophidae. The transcript has 8 exons. The record is from RefSeq and is a predicted model, not a curated record. The coding region runs from base 1060 to 1932 and encodes 290 amino acids.
CUCGGGCUUUUCAUCUCUGUCCAACUCAUAUACUCGUUUACAUCAACUUUUUUAUUCUUUCGAAUUGAGACUAGUCUUAGAUUUCGCUUUAGUCUCUAGUUGGUCUGUUGGAUUUAUUAUUGGUUGCAUUUAGCGCGAGAAAACUGUAAAUUUCUUAUAGAGAUAUUCUAUAGUUUAUAUUUUUGAAAAUCAUGAGUGGGCUUCGAUUAUAUUCCAUUUGAUGCUGAUGAUUACUACGAUAGUAGUAAUGACGAGGAAGAUUUAAAUGAUUUUUCUAACAAUCAAUAUGAGAUUUCUAAAAGUAAAUUUCAUAAAUUAGAUGAUUUCUUGGAAAAUGAAGCAGCUCAUGAUUGUCUCGAAAUACAGAUAUGUAUUAGUAAAAUAGAAAUGCUAUUAGCUAUAAUAAAAUUUUAUAAAAAAUAUCAUGUACUAAACGCAGGAUUAGUAGAUAUGUUUAAAAUGCAAAAUAUGUUGUGAUGGUAAACGUCAAAUUAGCGCUAAUAAUCUAACCUAAUUGCUGCCUGCGGGGCCAGCACCUACCGGGGAGACGAAAAACGUAACGAAGGAAUUCGGCACGCGAGCAGACCGAACGCGCGCGAUUGAAAUUGAACCAGUGAGGGACUAACCAUCAUCACGCUCGCCCGUAUAUACGAGACUAGUUACCGAUACGUGAGCCAGAGAUCGAACUAUACAAUCGGAGUGUCCGAAUUAGAGCCGAACACCAGCGACCGCUGCCACUGAGUGCUGACCUGAGCCAGCUGAAGGCCAUUGUACCGGCGACAUUGAACAGUGUGUGUGUGUGAGGCUACGCCAUCGAGGGCGAAGCCACGUGCGCGCGAGUUCGUGAUCCGCGACACGAACUAACAAACAGAUCGCUUUCACGCAGUGUGACUUGUCACCGAGAUCUUCGUGCGUCUGCCGAAUAAAGGAUUUGCUUGGGUUACAUUAGCAACUAAUGACACAUAUGCUUUGGGUGCAUUGGUUUUGGCUCAUUCUCUACGCCGUGUAAACACACAAUAUGAUCUGAUAGUCCUUGUUACACCAGGUGUCACUCAAUUCAUGAAAGUAAAAUUAUCGGCAGUAUUUACGUUGACUCGAGAAGUUAAUAUAUUAGAUUCGAAAGAUGAAGCUAAUCUUAAUGUCCUGCAAAGGCCAGAAUUAGGUAUUACAUUCACUAAAUUGCACUGUUGGAAACUGACGGAUUAUGAAAAAUGUGUUUUCCUAGAUGCAGAUACUCUUGUAAUUAACAACUCUGACGAUUUGUUUAUUUACGAGGAAUUUUCAGCGGCACCAGAUGUUGGCUGGCCAGAUUGUUUUAACUCGGGAGUGUUUGUAUUCAAACCAUCUGAGAAGACAUUUAAUGAUUUGAUAAAAUUUGCUUCAGUUCAAAGAUCAUUCGAUGGUGCUGAUCAGGGUUUAUUAAAUAUGUAUUUUGACGAUUGGGCGCAUAAGGAUAUAUCAAAACAUCUGCCUUUCAUAUACAAUACAUGUACUACUGCAACUUAUUCAUACUUUUCUGCGUUUCUACAAUACUGGAGAGAUAUAAAAAUCAUACACUUUAUUGGAACUACAAAACCAUGGCUGUUACGCGUAGAUUCAAUUCAUGGCAAUAUAGAAAUACCGGAUGGUUUUGAUCACUUACAACAAUUUCUGCAAUUGUGGUGGAGCAUAUUUCAUGAAAAUGUACAACCCGAACUUACACAAGUUAUAACUGGCUUGGCCGGGACUCUAUCUAAGUUGAAUAUAACUGGUUGUCUGAUGAAUCAACAGAUAGCUAUCGAAGAUCAAAUGAGGAAACAAAAUUGGGAACAGGGUGAAAUAGAUUUCAUGGGUCAAGAUAGUUUUGAUAACAUUUUGAAAAAAAUAAACGACACGCUUUAUUCAGUUUCACAAAAGCAAUAUUACCCACGAAAGGAAACUGAAGAACAGUAAAUUAUUCCAGAAGAAUUAUAUACUCGAAAAAUACAGAAAGAAGUGAAAAAAACGAUAUAAAUAAUUUUUAGAUUGAAUAUAUAACAUAAAUUCAUUGAUGUUAACACAGAAAUUGAAUAUUUAAUAAUAAAUAUAUAUCAGAAA